Molecule: messenger RNA, 2648 nt
Organism: Daldinia decipiens
Lineage: Eukaryota; Fungi; Ascomycota; Sordariomycetes; Xylariales; Hypoxylaceae
Exons: 5
Coding region: 280-2406 (708 amino acids)
Source: RefSeq, a predicted model, not a curated record
GCAUUACUUCGACUUGGCGUCAAAUGCAUCUUGAUGACGUUAAACCCUGUUGUUCCUUUCUUAGAUGAUACGAAUUAGUUGAAGUCGCAGGCUGAGUCAAUUGGCGAUACCUUUACUAUGUAGGUUAUAUAGGAAAUAUUGAGUUAACUUUGCAGCCUCUUGACUCCUAAGGUCCAUCACAUUAUAUAUUAUAUAUAUAAGCCGUCACCUAUUCAACUACAGAUAAAACCACUGCAUCUAAACAUUCAAGUGGCACAACGACUUAAAUAUUUCGGCGUCAUGGCGACGACUUAUAAUGAUGUCCGUGCUACCGGUUUUAAGGUAGAGAUGCUUAACGCUCUCGAAGCCCUUCCGUUGAACAAUGGCGACUCAUCUAAUAACCCUAAUGAGCCUGAAAGCGCGAUUCGGAAAUGGACAUCUAAUCAACUAACUACCCCCUUACUCUAUAUACUUCAAGACUCAUCGAGCACGGAUAUAUCCCUUAAUAGCUUGACACCCCCCGACUUGACCCGUUUCUGCUGCUUGCAAAGCCUCGAAUCUCAAUAUCACUUCCAUGUCUUCAUCGCCCAGAUAGAGAAGAGAGAGAUAGGCACCGAGACUGAUACCAUAGGUUGCGGGCUUGCAGAAAGCGAAGAGAAUGCUCUACAGAAUGGAACCCAAGAUAUUGAUGUUAUAGAAUGGUCGGUACGAUUGGUCUUUGAUGUUCAUUGCAAUCGAAAAGCUCAUAGCUUAGACAUAAAAUCCGACUUAAUUCUUAAUGAUGUUUUUAUUGACUGUGAGCCUGACGAGGAAGACGAUCUCCCCGAAGGCUAUGAUGAACCUGUCCACCCUGCUUUACGUGGAUUAUGUCGAUAUUAUCGAUCAUUGGCUCUACUUAUAGUCCCUCAAGCUACGAUGUCAACUUAUGUUCUGAGUAACCUCUUAGAGGCUGGCGAUGUGAAACCCGUGGCUGAUCUCCUGGAAUAUUUUUCAUCGAGAUGCAACGUUCCAGCAAGUGACGGCAUGUAUUUUCAGACAUUAGCUGAUCUAUGCGGAUAUUUCUUCUCCCAGCGGAAGGCGAAGACGUACUCCAAGAUGGAACUCCUUGAACCUACUAUCGCCAAAGUCCUCCAAGUAGCACUUCUCUUCCAGGAUCGCGGCCUCUUUGAGCUAGUUUGUAAUAAUAUCGAAGUCAACCUUUCGUCUCAAUUUUUCUCGUGGAUCGCAGUCAAGCUUCAAGGGUCAGAGCUGUCACUCACUGCACUAAGGCCAGCUUUCGACCAUUCUAUUUUGGGACAGCAAACCCUUGGCGAUCAGUAUAUGUAUAUUUCGACUUUAAACGCCACCUGUGAUACGACACCAAAAGAGCUACGGGAACUUGUUCUAAAUAUGUUAGACAAGAUGGUCCAACUUUGCUAUACUUCUACACUCUACGAACAGGAUGGCGAAACUCUUGUUCUUAUUGCCUGUAAUCACCGGGAUUAUGACUGGCUGUUGAAUAAACUGGGCCCUCUAGUUUCUAAUAGGCGCGAUAACAUCGCCUUCGUGCUGGGUUUUAGUUGGCAACUAUAUGUUAGUGCUCGCCAGGGUAGGUUAGAAGUCUCCGACUCUUUUGGAUUUCUGAAAGAUACCAUCAACUCUCUAAUCGUGCAAUUUGAUGUGGUUCACCUGAUUAGCGAACAAGGAUUCCAACGUUGGCAACGACAAAGAGCAUCUCGGAGAGGGGAUCACACGCGGCUCAAUCAGGACGCAAUACCACCACCUCUCCCACCGGUCACUAGUGACACAUUACUCAAUCUGUGUAGGCUUCUAUUUGACCUCGGCAUGGAAAGUGACUUGCGCGACCUGGUAAGGAGGUUAGUGGAGCAAAGCGAAAGAAUUGACCUGCUCGAACUCGCAGACCUUUACGUACCUUUCGCCGGCGGUUUCAUAGAUCUUCUAGAAAGUCGAUCCAUCUCCGUUGAGGAUCCUGCGUUCUCGACGUUAAUACGAACUAUCAUCCAGUCGUUCUGGACCCGAUAUAUUGUCAUGGAAGAGCCAAUUCCUACUCAGGCUGAACAAAAACAAACUUCCAACCAGAGGCUAAAUAAGUCCAGCUGGGUUAAACGAGUGGAAAAUGCCAGGCGGCAACUCGCAACUCUCAACCAGAGGAGUCUGCUGCUGGUGUUAGGGAGGGAUUAUUAUAACAUCACCGGGAACGAACCACCUUACUUCGAGUACCCACAACCGGACUUGAUAAUGAUUGAGCCAUAUACUGUCCCACAACCCUAUGCUACGGAAUCCUCUUAUCAACGAAGAAGUCACCAGAUAGAUCACCCAGCCGGGGUGGACUGUAGCCAAACGAAUGGAUCGCUGAUAUUUGCUGGACUAAAACGCAAACAACUCAGGGAUGACGAAUUUGCUGGCGAGCGACCGGCGAAGAGAUGAAGUUGGUAGCUUGCAUUUAAAGGAGUUACUUGGUUUUGGGGUUGAAUAUUAAUAUUGAAUAGUUAUUAUUAGGUUACCUAGGUAGGUAGGUACCUAGGUAUGUAUUUAGAUAUCAUGUGUGACGAGAGUUACGGAAAAGGGGCUUGUAAGCCGGGAUAGUUUAGGUACACAGUUAUGUAACCUAGGUACCUACUAACAUACAAGGUGCCUAUCGAGGUACCUAACCUAUUAAUGAGCUCCCC